AGCCAAACAUCAAUGAUGAUGAUGAUGCCUCAUUGGGAAUUCGUCAUCGGAAGCAUUCCGGGGACUGGAAUAACAACUCGGAGAGUUACUUGGUUAAUAACCCUGAGCAAUUUCUGAAAUGUUCACCAAUGCAGAAGGAGAAAAGUGAAGACGUAGAUGCGAGCUUGGCAUUUGCAAUGCGGAAUAAUUGCCUAUCCGUCCAAGGAAAUUUUCCGCGUGUUGGCGACUAUUCCCGUGAAUUUUUGAGCGUUGAUCAAGCGACUGGGGUUUCGGAUGAAGUGUCAGAAGUUGAAACGCCACCGAAGAAGCGUAGGAAAGCUCGGAAGUACAAGUUCUCCAAGCUUUUAGGGAUGAAUGCGAUGAUGGAGUACGACAGAUCCUGGAUAGUGAUCAUGCUUUUGUGCGUGUUCGGUUAUCCUGUUAUGCAGGGAGACCCAGUGGGUUCCUUCAUUCUGGACCCUGCUGGAGUUCUUGCAGAAAUCCAGGCAUCAAAUGCGACACUAAUGAAACUGUUCAUGCACUGGGUUUUCGACGACGUCAUUAUUCCUCAACUGAAGAGAUCUUUGCGCGCAGCGAACCUAACUCGAGUUAAUCUUACCAGCAUUGCUUGGUCCGAAAGUAUUCCUUUACACGAAGUGCCGUGGAAAUGGGGAAUGGAGUUGAAGGAAGCGACAGUGUGCAACAUAGAUGAGUUUGAGCGCGAGGACGAUGUUCUGGUGAACAUUGGCCAGUUCUUGCCGGAAAUUCGUGCAACGGUUGAAGGAAAACUGCGUUAUCAUGAUUUGAAAGUCAUCCUCUCUUUCGAGGAGUCUGAAUCUAACUUUUCGGAGUUGGAGUCCUUUGUUGCUACGGGCCGCAUGAAUGUUCUUGUUGGAUUGAAGGUGCGAGGUGAAUUGUCCCUGAUCCAGUUCGCAGAUUUCGUUGACGGAAACCAGGUUGAAAUUCCUGCUGGAAAUGUUUUCUCACUCGAAAAUGUAGAAAUCAAAGAAAUGCGACUCAUGGAAGUGGUGGAAAGGAAGGUUGUACUGGAAGCAAUGAAGAUUUCUUUGGUUUUGACGAAUCCGAAGUCGGUGGAAUCACUGUUGCAAGCUGGUGAUAUAAUUCAAGGUUACGUUCACGUGCAAUUCGAAGAUAAUCCCAAGGCUGAAGAAUUGUAUUUGCGGCUCUGUGGACACGGGGAAUUGGGUUUCACCAUCGAAGCUCCCGGAACAGCGAAAAGCGUAGCCGAGACUUACACAGGUCCCAAUUUGAUGGAUCCAAUGCUUCCUCCUGGAGUAGCUUACGCCACCAGAACCUCAACGAGGCGCCUUCAUCGGCGCCAAACUUACGCGGAUCAUUCUUUUCAUCUUUGGAGCAAAAGUCAGAAUGCUAGAGUAAUUCAAUUGACGCCGUUUGAUGGAGCCUUUCCAUUCAUGAUACAAACGCCGAUUGAGCUUCCCCCGACACUGAAAACCAUUUACGGAAAAAUAAGCUACAGUUUGGAGGUCGUGAUGAAGCGCCCAAAUUACUACGACGUGAGCAAUCGUACUGCUAUUGUGAUAGAAGCUCACGUGCCGAUUCAUCGUUCUUACGGACUAAGUUGGUUCGAUGUUAGUGAGACGUUGGAUCUAGGAGACUGGCUCGGAACCCGAGAACAAGUUGAAUUCGUGAUCCGAAUCCCUUCACGUUCAUUUGUGAUGGGAGAGAGCGUGGAUUUGCUUUGCCGAGUGACGAACAAUUCGAGGCAUAUGUUGACCAAUGGCAAGGUUCUCCUGAUACAGAAAGUCACGCAUUUGGCGGACGGAUUCAGAAAGGAGACGAAUAAUGUGCUGAUCGAGGUGCGGUUUGUGGAUGUGCCGUCCGGAGUCGAGAGUUACGAGUGGAUACAACGCAUUGUAUUGCCGUCUGGAAAUCCCCCGUCGUUUUCUAAUCUGAAAUUUUCGUUGAUGGAGGUUGAGUAUUACCUUGAGAUAUCAACAACACCGAAAGCCUUUUAUGCUCCAUUCGAGAUCGUCAUCCCGAUCGAAAUCGGCACAGUUCUAGUUGAGGAGAGACAUGGGGUAUCAUCGCAACCCGGGCCCAUGGAUCCAGUAGAAGUCCCCGUCAGCAUCCCUCCGCAAGACGGCCCCGAAAUCCUGAGAAGUCGACCAAAAAAAUCGCGGAAAUCGAAGCGCGACGCGACGAUUCAGAUGACUUUGCUUGCCGAAAUUCGAGCAGAUUUUGGCAGUGAAAAUUUGUUGAUUCCUAUACACGGUUUGGGUAGAGAUAAACCGCCGUCGGCGGUUAUUUUUCUGCAGAAAAGCGAUUUUGGGGGAAGUUCGAGUGCAUUGACAGGGCGGGAUUUGUCGCGGAGUGGAUACGCUUGGGCGGAUUUGGAUUUGCGAAUGCGGUUGUCUGACGUAGUUGUGCCUUUCUUUCUUUGUUUUGGUGCCAUGGCAAUGAAUAAGAUGAAGAUAAGGGCUGUUCCUUUGGAAGAGUUCUCAGAGUUUGAGCGAUUAGUUCACGAACUGUUGGACGACUUUGGAGACAGGAAACUUGUGCGUUUAUUGCUUACUUUCUGGAACUUGAAAGGUGAUACAGCAAAGUUUGACUUCAUUUUGAGGUUACUUCGGAAUUGGGAUGUGUCCGUCAUAUCAUGUUCGAAAUCUGAGGAUAAGUCCACGUCACUCCGGAAAAAUGCCAACUACUUCGCCGAAAUCGGCCAUUAUGCCCAAGCCUUGCCCAUGUACAAUAAGUGUCUGGCAUUUGCUCCUGCUGAAAGCCAGGAAAUCCUUAGACUGGCGUACUUCAACCGAGCAGUCACUCUUUUCUUUCUGGGAAGAUAUCGCGAGUGUCUAGUAGACCUUGAAAGAUGCUGUGCUCUCAAAGGAACGGAAGAAAGCGUAUCCCACGUUUAUUACUGGAAAGCGAAAUGUCACAUGAUGCUUGAGAAUUUCGAUUUGGCUCGAAAUAACGCAUUGCUUGCGAAGGAGUCCUCUAUUCCCGCGAAAGAGCGAACAAUUGACAACUUGCUCAGAAAAAUUGAAAAAGCUUCGAGUUGUUCGCCAAGCGUUGAGCAAAAAUAUCCCGGGAUAUUGGAACAGCCUGACGGAUCGCGUGGAGAUUUGCAGAGGGCAAAACGUAGUGUCUGCGAUUUGCAGGAAGUGCAUGAGGUCAUUCCGGAAAUUUCCAGCAAAUUGAAAUUCUGCCGAAGUGCGGAAAGAGGACGCCAUGUUGUGGCCGCGGAGAACUUGAUGCCUGGUGAAGUGAUAUGCGUAGAAAAGCCAGUUGCUGCAACGCUGUCCCAUUUAUUUUGGGACACUCAUUGCUUUCAUUGCUACAAGUUGAUCAGUGCUCCUGUACCAUGUAUGAACUGCUCUGCGGUUUUCUAUUGCGACGAAGAUUGCUUGAAAAUGAACUGCGAUACCCACGCUCGUGAAUGCAAAUUUAUUGGCAACCUGGGAAGCACUCAGCUUGGCAAUUUCGGAUUUUUGCCGCUGAGAGCCGCGCUUCAAACUGACCACUUGGGAAUGAUUCUUUCACAACAAGGAAAGGAAUUGUAUGACGUGAUUGAGAAAUCGGGGGAUAAAGAAGACAGCAGGACCUUGUUGGAAAGUUAUCUUUCUUGUGAAGAUGUCCAUCCCUAUUUUAGAAUGUGCAGUUUGAUCAAGCAUGAGAAGGCUUGGGAUUCGAGAUCUUCUUUGUGGUCCGCGAUGUUGGUUGCGUAUUAUAUCAGACUGCUGGAGAAAACCGGGUUCUUUGCGAAUAAAUGAAAAGCAAUUUUUUUUUAGACUCGGCCGUAA
Messenger RNA from Notodromas monacha, 3761 nucleotides. The record is from the annotation of a GenBank genome assembly. NCBI's taxonomy places the organism in Eukaryota, Metazoa, Arthropoda, Ostracoda, Podocopida, Cyprididae.